AUGCCCUGCAGUGUGCAAGCGAGCUCAGGAGCAGCAGCAGGCAUCCGCGAGGCACGCUCAUACGGCAACGCAGACAGCAGCAGGAGUGACACCAGUGAAAGCACCCACGACCCGGAUUUCUUCGCGAGCCUGUGCGGAGAGUUGAAGCUGUCUCCGGAGCAAUUUGAAGUGUUCGAGGAGUUCAGUCGGACCAUGCGGCAGUGCGCGCUGGCCUUCCUCUGCGUUGCAGCCAGCAACAUCACACUCACAAUGCUGCAGGCGAGGCAGCAGGUGCUGCAUGAGCCGAUAGUAUUACUAGCGGGGGUCACAGUGGGGAACUUUGCAUUCUGGGCUGACAGCCUCCUGGUGGCUGUGCUGCUGCAUUAUGGAGCCUCCAGCUUCAAACGAGUGGCCGAGGUCAAGUGUGACAACCAGCUGCCCUACAUCUUCCAGCGUGUAAAAAUAAUAAUAAUUCAACUAAUAGUAAUAAUAAUAAUAAAUGAUAGUAGUAGUAAUAAUUUAAUAAUAAUAAUAAUAAUAAUAAUAAUAAUAAUAAUAAUGAUAAUAAUAAUAAUAAUAAUAAUAAUAAUAAUAAUAAUAAUAAUAAUAAUAAUAAUAAUAAUAAUACGAAUACGAUCAUACCGGCUGAGCCUGGUUUUUCAGCAGUUUGCCAUUGCAGCGCUGGCAGUGGCUGUGGUGCACACCCUGGAGGCAGCUGCUCGGCAUCCGCCCAUCACAAAAGUCGCCGCCUCUCUCUUCUUCGCUGUCGCCGGCGUGCGCAGCGCGGCGCUGUGGUGGCUGAUGAGCGAGCGGUCAAGUGUGGGGGGAGGGGGGAUCCCUGAGAUGCUGGCGCGACUAAAGCGGGGGGACCGUGACUCAUCGCCACGCUGGGAGCGAUUUGCCAUGCGACUUCUCGUUGGGCACUUGCUGGCUUACAGCAUCCCAGGCAUGGAGCGCCAAAAGGAUGACUCGCAGGGCAGCGGCCAGGUGGCAGCAGAGGUCAGCUCAAGCAAUGGAGCUGGGAAAAGUGACAAUGAAGGAGUGGAGAAGGGAAAAGGGGUCGAGUAUGAGUUCACUGGGGGAGAGACGCAGUUACUAAGGAUCUGCAUGGAUGCCAUGCACAUGGCAGGCCUCGCGCUCAUAGUCCAGGGAGUCGCCACCGGCCUGCUCGGUGUGGCAAACUAUCUCUCCGGCAGCCCGGCGAGCGCGGUGUCCAUGGGCUACAACGGGGUUAGUAAGGCUCUGACGGCCGCGCUAAUUUUCCGCGCGUCGGCCGCCUUCGACCGGUCGGUGUCCGGCCCCGGCUGCAACAUCACUAACAUGCUGCGCGCCAUCGGAGAUCAGGGGCUGACUCAGCUUUUUCACCAGCUGACUGUGUUCGCUUGGACCGUCACCAUGCCUCAGGUGGGCAGCCUGCGCGCUAUUUGA
Molecule: messenger RNA, 1407 nt
Organism: Coccomyxa subellipsoidea C-169
Lineage: Eukaryota; Viridiplantae; Chlorophyta; Trebouxiophyceae; Coccomyxaceae
Exons: 8
Coding region: 1-1407 (468 amino acids)
Source: RefSeq, a predicted model, not a curated record